Molecule: messenger RNA, 1195 nt
Organism: Rhipicephalus sanguineus (brown dog tick)
Lineage: Eukaryota; Metazoa; Arthropoda; Arachnida; Ixodida; Ixodidae
Product: alpha-tocopherol transfer protein
Exons: 6
Coding region: 174-1067 (297 amino acids)
Cellular component (GO): membrane
Molecular function (GO): phosphatidylinositol bisphosphate binding
Source: RefSeq, a predicted model, not a curated record
CAGCCACGUGUAGAGAUUGCUCCUGCGGCAACUGUGAUAUUGAACCCGUCCGCGCAGCUUACUUACUUUCGCUUCGUCCCAGUCGACCUUGUUGCUGCACUAGCGUGAGGUGCGGAUGAGCGGUCUUUUCCCAGAGCGCGGUGUCUUGAGUAGGUGUGUUUAUACAUGCCACGAUGGGGAAAAUAACCGAGGAUUGCUACCGCCAGCUCGAGAAUCCCGGAGCCAUUAAAGCUAAACCAGAGCUGAACCUGGAAGAAAUUGCAAGGCUUGAGCUCGGCGAAACUCCUGAAACCAAAGCAGAGUCCUUGCUGCGGCUGCGCCAACUGUUAGAAGGGGAGCCCAGCCUGAAGAUUCCUCAGACCGAUGGCUUCCUUGUCAUGUUUCUGCGGGCCCGGAAAUACAGAGUAGAAGAUGCGUUCAAGAUGGUAAAAAACUUCUUCCGCGCGCGGCGAGACAUGCCGCAGUUUUUCGACGGCCUUGUCCCUGGGAAUGUUCCGUUGAAAACAGUUUGCAACGACCACAAACUUAUGUUGAUAUCGCCUGAACCUGACGAAUACGGACGGAGCGUGGGAGUCUUCCAUAUAGGUGCUUGGAAUCCUGACGUGUGCAGCCUGGUAGACUUUACAAGAGCGUUUCUUCUGUUGACCGGCAGCUGGCUGCAGGAAGAUCAUCCAUCAAUAUGUGGAGCCGUUAGCAUCAUGGACAUGAAGGGACUGAACAUCCAUCAUUUGACGCACAUCACACCGUCGUUCCUGGUGAAAGUUGCCCACCUUACACAGGACUGCUGCCCUGUACGUACGAAAGCUGUCUACAUAAUAAACCACCCGAAAAUCUUUGAAGUUAUCUUUUCUGCGAUCAAGCCAUUUCUACGAAGUAAGCUGCUAAGCAGGGUGCACUUCAUCGGGAACGAAGCUCUCGAGUUUUGGGACCACAUUCCCAGCGACCUCGUGCCAUCGGAAUAUGGCGGCAGCCGCGAGCAUUUCGACUACGCUCGUCAAGAACAGUUCGUGCGCAGCAACAGAAUUUUCUUCGAAAGUCUGUGUGACUGCGGAUACAAAGACAAAUAAUACGACCUGAUCAGGGAUUGAUCAUGUGUGGCCUUACAUAUCAAUUAAUAAAGGUUGUACAUCUUUGUUCGCCGAAAUCUGCAGGCAAGCCUGAGUGAGAUACCUCUAGCGCCCACUACUGAGGCCGA